UGGAUUUCUGACUUUCUUGUACAUUUAAAUGUGUACCAUGUGAUUAAUUGUUUAUGAUUCAUCGGUGGUGAAAGAUUUUAUAUACUUUGAAAUGAAUGCUGUGAUUGCAAUCUGCAAUUUCUGCGAGUUGCAUGGGCCUAGUGUUCUUUUUUGCACGCAAGCUUUCCAUGACAACGAAGAGACUCAAUGGGCUCAAGUGACUGACACGGACAGCUUCAAAUCAGAUGCAACGCCCAAAUCCUGGUAUGGUCCUUCUUUUUUCUCCCAGAGAGCGUCUGGUACUGAUUCCCCUGUGCCACCUCUGAAAUCGGAUACUUGUGAGGGUUGUACUUCAAUGACAAGUAAAAAGCGAGGUUUUAUUAGUAAUGACCAUGAAGCCCGAGUGAGUUAUGUGAGCAGUCAGUACCCAUUACAUCCUGAUGUAUUUAGUGCUGUGAGGCAAGCGUGUGUUCGUAGUCUCAGUUGUGAAGUAUGUCCUGGAAGGGAAGGUCCCAUAUUCUACGGAGAUGAUCACAGAGGCCAUGUUUUAAGUCAUACAUUCUUUCUGAAAGACAGUCAAGCCAGAGGGUUUCAGAGUUGGUACAGUAUCAUCAUAGUCAUGCGAGACAAAAUUAUGCUUUUGAAUUCCUGGCAUUUUCUUAUUGACAGUAUGCGAAGGAUCAUUCAUGAGUUGCAGGAAAAGGCCAUCAAAGUUUACUCCUCUGAACAAUCUGAAGCCAAUCUCAGGGCUGUUCGCUUGAACAGCGUGACCAGAAUGACAAUCGACACUUUUCGUAGAAGGCGGGGCAAUAUCAAAGCAAGGUCCUUGAUUGAUUUAACAAGUGACAAAGAAAUAUUUAAAUACCUUCACUUGGGCUUCACCUGGAUUUUACGGGUCGGUGCUAUGAGAAUAAGCGAAAGACUUGUUGAAAGCUUUCCCAAUGAAGAUACUUUUAUAGACUUAGAAAGACAAGAAGAGACUGAUGAAGGUUUUAUUAAAAUACAUUUGACUAAGUCUGGAGAACAAAACACUCUGAACAAAGAACUAUGUGAUAAACUAAAUAAUACUCAUAUUUCUGAAUGGGCAAAUGGUGACGAAUCUAUUUAUUUUGCUUCUCUCCGGGAAGUUUACCAGAUCCUCGGGAAAGAAAAAUUCCAUUGCCUUGCUUACCAUACAAUUAUUGGAAACCAAAUAAUUAUAAAAUCCAAUUAUUUACAUCUGAUGAAAUCAAUGAUUACUUGCUUAAAGGAUUUGCUUCCUCAAGGUUGCUAUCAUCCAAUACACUACUCAGCUACUUAUGAAGAUUCCUGGAAAUGUAAUUUUCUCGGUAUUUCACUAAAUACAGAAAUACCUGAUCAUGUAACUUCUUCUGAGUUGCACAUUCAGGUCAAAAUAAUGAGCAAAAAUGAAGAACCAGCUAAUAGCCUUGAAGAUUUUGAUAUUAGGUUCUACACUACUGCUACUCUCCCUGAAAAAACUCCACAGGUACUAUGUGAUAUGGAAAGAGCAAUCGCUGAUGCUUCUUUUUCGUCUACUGCUCUUGAUAGCUUCUUGUUCAGCACAAAAGAGAUAUGGAUGAACAAAGUGAAAGUUCUCUUCGCCUUUUCUCGUGGUGGACAGCAUGGACCAGAUGAGACAAACAAAUUAUUGACAGUUCUUGGAGCACAGGAACAUGAUAAACUGGUUCUGAAGUUUUGGAUGACAGGCUUGAGUACCCAGUAUAAAACAAGAAUCUUAUCAUCAUCUGUACAACAAGGUAUACAUGGGAAUACAAGAAACAAGUGAUGAACAUUGCUCAUGGUUCAACAGAAAGGAUUUUAACUAGAGUUCUAAUAAAGAACACUGCCUCAAACAGUUUGCAUCUCAUUGCAAUUUUUCAUUUUUUAAUUAAAAGGUUUAUAAGUACUUGUAUUUAAAAUAAUUUUCGAAUGUGUUGCCACUUGCUUUUACCUUAUGGAGUAAUGAUUGAAAUCUAUUUUUGAAAUGUAUGUAUAGAGAUAAAUUAUAUAUAUCCCCAUAUUUAUAUAAGUCCAUAACAAAUAUACAUUAUUCAUAAAAGUUUGUACAAAAGCAUGUUACUUUAUGUUCUGUUAAAAUAUUGUCCAAUUACAUUUUUUUUAAAAAUAUGUUAUACAUAUAUUUCUUUUCUUUUUGUGGUGAAAAAUAUUGUAGCAAAAUUGUUGUUAAAAAGUAGAAAUUGGCAUAUCACAAAUCAUAGCUUAUAUACUACUAAGAUCACACUAAGUUUUUUUUUUUUAGCUUCAUUAUUGUAAGCUCACACAGUAACUGCUACAGGGGCGAAAGCUGAAAAAAUUCUACUCAAGACUGAAAUGUUUCUAAUAAAAAAGGCACAUAUCCCAAAAUCUAUUUUAAAGUUCAAGUAAACAAAGGAUAUCUUUAUACUUGAGUUAUUAAGAUUGCUAAGAAAUAAAAUAAAUUAUUUUGUUAAAUUUAAGAAUAAUCUACUGUUCAUCAUAAAGUGAGUAGCAGUUUUCUCUUGCGAAUUAACUAGAAAAGUUAGUUUAUCUGAAUUCUGAGAUAUAGUUCAUUCACAGAUAAUUUGGCACUUAUUAAAAUUUAUCUUGUUCUGUCUUACUCUGUUUCAAAACAACUUUUAGCACUAGAAUUGCGGAAGGGGUCAUUUUGACCCCAAGCAAAUUUCUUUUUGCUAACUGAUUCCUAUGUAUUUUCAUAAAAAGCUUAAUACUUCCUUGACUUUUCCAAAAUCUUCAUGCUGUGUAAUAGUAUACAGUUUUCAAGAAAAUGGUAUUUUUUUUUAAAUUCUCAACUAAAGAGUUAUAUUUAAUAGUGUUGGUAGUUGUCAUUUUGACCACUUUUAAGGAAAAAACAUACUUAUUGAUGCUGAAACAGAGCAGAAACUCAAAACUUCCUGUUGGAGCACUAUAUUUUAGUCAACUCUCCAUAACUUGAACUCCAAAGGGAGCGGCUAAAACGUUCGAGUUAUGGGAAGUUUCCACAACAAUUUCAAGAGUUUGAGACUUGAUGAAAACUUCGAGAUAAAGAAAUAUUCGAGAAUAAACUAAAUUCGAGUUAUAGUUAUCAAGAUUCGACUGUAUGUUGCUAACUAUGCAAAUUCCUUUCGAGAGGGUCAAAAUGACCCGCACCGUAAUAUUAGGUAUACAAAGACUGCCAUAAUUCUAGAGUUGAAAGGACUGAAAUCCAUCAAAAGAAAGAUUUGUCUUUCAUCAAUCCUCCAGAAGUUGGAUUUGCUUAUCUGUAGAUUCUGUCAAGGUUAUAUGUGCUCUAAACUGAAACAUAGUAAAAUUAUCAAUAUGGCAAACUCAUUUUUUUUCUGCUUUAUGCAUUUAUAUUUAUCAUUUUCAAUCCACUGGUAGUUGUAGGUCUUCUCUUGCUUAAUGUCUGCUGCUUUUUGUCUCUAUUGCUAGUAACUAAAACACUCAGAAAUGUGUUGAUAGAAAAUAUCAUCAAUGGGUCAUGCAAUACCCAUGCUAAAUGAAAUUAAAAUUCUAAAAAUGCCUUGUCUGCUUUGUAAAAAUAAAUUCAAAUUCUAAUAUAAAAACUUUUAUUUCAUAGAUUAAUAUGUUUUCUUAGUAAUUUAAUAUAUCUAUGAAUUAAGUUUGUCAGGGUUUAUAUUUUUUAUAUAGAGGCACAACCCCUUUAGGAGCACCUUUAAUUUAAUCACCAAAAAGAAGUGCCUAAAAAGGUAGUUUUAUGGUUUUUCUUUUCUACUGGAAUGUAAAUCUUAUAUAAAAAAUUUGAUACAAUAAUUAUUUAUUAUGUAAAUAUUUCUUACAUGCUGCAUUAGUGAAUGUUUUAUGUGUAAA
This is a messenger RNA of Uloborus diversus, 3786 nucleotides long. RefSeq names its product folliculin-like (gene BHD). The record is from RefSeq and is a predicted model, not a curated record. Lineage: Eukaryota; Metazoa; Arthropoda; Arachnida; Araneae; Uloboridae. Gene Ontology annotation, cellular component: cytosol. The transcript has 11 exons. Gene Ontology annotation, molecular function: GTPase activator activity. Gene Ontology annotation, biological process: positive regulation of transforming growth factor beta receptor signaling pathway; positive regulation of TORC1 signaling; positive regulation of GTPase activity. Bases 92 to 1765 code for a protein of 557 amino acids.